Messenger RNA from Sinocyclocheilus grahami, 608 nucleotides. RefSeq names its product four and a half LIM domains protein 2-like. Gene Ontology annotation, molecular function: transcription coregulator activity. The transcript is spliced from 5 exons. The record is from RefSeq and is a predicted model, not a curated record. Gene Ontology annotation, cellular component: nucleus; Z disc. Lineage: Eukaryota; Metazoa; Chordata; Actinopteri; Cypriniformes; Cyprinidae. The coding region runs from base 72 to 608 and encodes 178 amino acids.
CCUCAAUCACUGGCCAUCUCACCCUGCAACCCCUUUAGAAACCCAUUGAGCCACUGAAGACAUAAACAACAAUGUCUAUGGAACGAUUUGACUGCCAUUACUGCAAGGACACUUUGCUUGGAAAGAAAUACAUCCUAAAAGAGGACACCCAAUACUGCACAAAGUGCUAUGAGAAUCUGUUUGCUAACUGCUGUGAAGUGUGUUCUUUGCCAAUUGGGUGCAACUCUAAGGAUCUCUCCUACAAAGACCGGCACUGGCAUGAAAAUUGCUUCACGUGCGGCAAGUGCAGUCGAUCAUUGGUGGACAAAACAUUUGCUGCUAAAGAUGACCUUAUGCUUUGCACCGAAUGCUAUUCUCAUGAGCAUUCCUCAAAGUGUAACACCUGCAAGAAGACUGUCAUGCCAGGAUCACGAAAAAUGGAGUACAAAGGCAACAGCUGGCAUGAGACAUGCUUUCUGUGUCAACGCUGUCAGCAGCCAAUAGGAACCAAGUCUUUCAUCCCUAAAGAUAACAAUUACUUCUGUGUCCCUUGUUUUGAGAAGCAAUUCGCCUACCAAUGCUGUGCUUGUAAAAAAAAAAGGUUUGUGAAGGUCUUUUUUGAACCUUGA